AUGAAUAUUAAUAAUUCAUUCGUUUUACCACUUGGUUACGGGUUAAUUUCACUGCCUAAUUUUUAUGAAUGUGUUACACAUUCAAAAAAAUUGCCUACAAAAUUAAAAACUCCACUAAUCAGGCGCGUUAAUUUGAGCUAUAUUUCACCUUCUUUGACAAGAUUUAAUCAAGAAUAUAAUUCAACUCCAAAUGAUUCUUCAUCAAAUGGGCCUUCUACGAGCGAAUCUGAUGUUAAUAACUCUUCUCCAGAUGGUCAAGUUAGUACUAGCGCACCUGAAAUAAAUGAAGAACUAUCAUCAUUGAUUUCAGCUCAAUCUGAGAUAUUAAAGAAAGAAGGAGAUAAGGAUAACCUUGGGAAAUAUGAUUGGUUUUCUGAUGAGCCAAUAGACUCUUCAGAUGAGGAGUUGAUGACCGAGUAUUACGAGUCCAAAAUCCCUGAUUUAAACACUAUUUACAAGAAUUUGGACCCGGUCGGGAUCCGUAAUUACCUUCCCGACAUCCCAAGGUCAGAUCGUUCCUUAGGGCGAGUUUACGAGGUUGGAGAAACUUUUUUGGAGAAUAAGUCCACAAAUACUCAUACUUUAGAGGAAAUUUUAGAUAAAGCUAAGAAGAACAGGGAGGAACUUGACCGUGUUUGUGGUACAACUACUGCAAACUCCUUGGAUAAUAAUAUUAACAUAAAAUCUUUAGUAACGAAUAGUCAGUUGGAAAAUAAAAUGGAGAAUGAUAAUUAUAAGAGGUUUGAAGGAGUAGAUGAGUUUGGGCUUGGAGAAGAGUUCCCGGAAGACUCUGAAGAUAUAGUUCUUGAAGAUGAAAUGUGCAGGUAUUUUUUGGAAAUUCCACUUAAGAACUGGGUCAAGGAUGAGAUAAAUUCAUAUAACAAUUCUAUAAAUAAGCUUGAAAAGGCCCAAAAAUACUAUACUGAGAAUAAACCAGAGGAGUUUGUCACAGAUUUCAGGGCUGUUUUCUCAGACUCACCAAUCUCAACUACUGGACUUUUUGACUCCAAUUCUUCAGAUUUUACCGAGUCUACUGAUAAAAUAACUAAGAAUUCACAUGAUGCAAAGGAUCUGUACAUUAAAGAAUAUAAACAUAAUGAUUUAUUGAAUGAUAUUGACAAGUAUGAAUCUUCCGAGUAUCCUGAAAUUGUUCUAAAAAUGUCACAAAAUGAUCAAAAUGACCCAAUUUUUACACUAGAAUAUGACAAAUAUUCCAAAGAUGGUAGUUAUGAAAAGAAAUUGGGAAAUUUAGAACAUAACUUGAGAGUGUAUGUUGGAGUCCCAAAGGAAUUUAUAAAGUUUGACGAAGUGGGUUCUGUGGUAGUAAAUGAUUCAAUAGCCUUUAGAAGGAAUUAUGAUAUUUGUAUAGGAAAGGCGGUUGAAAAAAUUCCACUUGAAGGUGAGUAUUAUAUAGGAACCAUUUUGCUUCCAAAUCAGGCCGGUUAUAGGGACCAGAACAUAAGAUAUUUGGCUGAUGAAAUAGCAAUUAAUUCCAGAGGACUUGUUUUUGUACCUGAUAUCCCAGUAAUAAAACAAGAGGAGGAAUGGUACUUUAUACUCUUGAACAGAUUACUUAAGCUUGUCCAAAGCGUCUACAAAGUUGAUCGCAUUUCUUUUGUAGCUUUAGGUGAUCAAGGCAAUUUGAUCAUUAAUUACAUUAACAAUUCGAUGAUGAAUACUAUAUCAAAGUAUAGUAAUUUCUCAGAUCAUAGUAAAAUAAAUAAAAAUGAUGAGGUUAAAAAUAAAAUGGAUGAUUUAAUUGACCGAUUUAGUACUGAAAGAGUAAGGGAGCUGAUGAGAAGACAGUCAGUUCCAAUAAUUGAAGACCUUUUGAACGGUUUACAGAACAUAAAACUGACUCAAAGUCAUCAAGAGGCUAAAAAAGCAAAGGAAGUUAACAUGGUUAAGCCCCUAUCAAAGGUUUUACAGUCCCUUAUAUUGUAUGAUGCUACCCAUGUGGAUCUGGAAAAGUUGACUAGACUGUCAAUUCCCACUCUUUUAUUGGAGUCAAACAGAACAAAUCUUAUUGAUCAAGUUCUAAAGUCUAAUUCUGUCCCAGAAAAAACAGUCAAAAGUGCCAUUUCUUCAUCUAAAACCAAUCGUCAUAAUAGUAUCCAGAAUAAAAUGAAGGGGAUAAACAUGUUUGAUUAUGUAAUAAAUGAGGUCCCAGAAAAACUCAAAAAUAUAAUAAAUAACCAGACUGAUUUCAAGUUAAUGCCCUCAGAUAACAACUUAGAAAAUCAUCGGGACCAGUACCUUAUAACAACCUUUCACAAGGGAGUUGAUAUACUACUUGAGGUCUUCAAAGAAGCUUCAUCACAUUUUUAUAUGAAAAAGCCAAACGCCUCAAAACUAGAACUUCAAGUACCAAUUUAUAUACAUACUUAUUAUGUUACAAAAUUCUAA
Theileria annulata is the source of this 2406-nucleotide messenger RNA. RefSeq lists its product as uncharacterized. The record is from RefSeq and is a predicted model, not a curated record. The transcript has 2 exons. Lineage: Eukaryota; Apicomplexa; Aconoidasida; Piroplasmida; Theileriidae. Bases 1 to 2406 code for a protein of 801 amino acids.